GAAUUAAUAACAGCCAAUCGAAACGCGGCAGGGCAGCAGCCUGCAACCGUUACACACCCACAGCACUUUUGUGUCAACCACUUCGCGGGAGUUGUCAUUUCGGUUGCAGACGUCUCUUUAAAAUUAGAGAAACAGCACACUCGACUAGGCAACCAUGUCUGACAGAAAAGCCGUGAUCAAAAAUGCUGACAUGUCGGAGGACAUGCAGCAGGACGCAGUGGAGUGUGCCACACAGGCCCUGGAGAAGUACAACAUCGAGAAAGACAUCGCUGCCUACAUCAAAAAGGAGUUUGACAAGAAAUACAAUCCAACCUGGCACUGCAUCGUUGGGAGGAACUUUGGCAGCUACGUGACUCAUGAGACCAAGCAUUUCAUUUACUUCUACUUGGGUCAGGUGGCCAUUCUCCUGUUCAAAUCCGGCUGAAGAAAGGACUUUUCUCCAUACCAGCUGACUACACAUCCAGUACUGACUGACUCUACAAAAGGCACUAAUCAUUCCUUGGCGAGAGGCCGCUGCCUAUUUUACGUGCUGCUUUCUACUUGGUGUUUUUGAGGAUUUAAAAAAAAAAAUGUGGCCAUGUUAAAGAGAUGAAAUACUUGUAUUUAUUUUUGUCUUGUUACAUUAGACAUGUCAUUUUUUUUAAAUAAAGCAUAGCUAUGAAGCUGUCAUGCUCCAAUGGCUGCCGGGGUCACUUCAA
Messenger RNA from Mugil cephalus (flathead mullet), 698 nucleotides. Its product is annotated as dynein light chain 2, cytoplasmic-like. Gene Ontology annotation, cellular component: cytoplasmic dynein complex. The transcript has 3 exons. Lineage: Eukaryota; Metazoa; Chordata; Actinopteri; Mugiliformes; Mugilidae. Gene Ontology annotation, molecular function: dynein intermediate chain binding; dynein light intermediate chain binding. Bases 155 to 424 code for a protein of 89 amino acids. The record is from RefSeq and is a predicted model, not a curated record. Gene Ontology annotation, biological process: microtubule-based process; cilium assembly.